Hibiscus syriacus is the source of this 639-nucleotide messenger RNA. Its product is annotated as F-box protein At4g12382-like. The transcript has 2 exons. NCBI's taxonomy places the organism in Eukaryota, Viridiplantae, Streptophyta, Magnoliopsida, Malvales, Malvaceae. The coding region runs from base 1 to 639 and encodes 212 amino acids. The record is from RefSeq and is a predicted model, not a curated record. Gene Ontology annotation, molecular function: protein binding.
AUGGAUUCUUCGGCUGUGCUUCAUUCUCAAAGGCCGAGCAUGUGCGACGAUCGGGUCGCGGUGAGGGGAUGGGGUGAUCUUCCUAAUGAGCUUUUGCCGGCCAUUGCUGAGCGGUUAGGCCUAAUCGAUCUUCUCUGUUUCCGUGGCGUCUGCAAGGACUGGAAUUCCGCUUCUUCGGCGGCUUCAGCCGAGAUCGAAGCGUUAACGGACCUCGAGCCUUGGUUCCUAGUCUAUGGCGAAAACAAUAGUUCUCGAUGCACAUUGGUCACCGGAUCGGGCGAACGAUAUUCAAUUACCAUCCCGGAAAUGGAGGGAGCAACCUGCCUUGCAUCGAGUCAGGGGUGGCUCCUUCUGUUUCGACAAGGCUCGUUGUUCUUCUUCUGUCCUUUCUCUCGUACCACGAUCGAGCUCCCGGUCCCGUGCCAGUUAGCUCACGGAGAAUCAUCCGACCACGUGGCCGUGCUCUCGGCUCCCCCGACUUCGGAUGAUUGCGACGUGUGCAUCAUUUGUCGGAUCGAACGACGACAGGAUUUGGAGCUGUACGUGAUUCACCGCGGAGCCAACUCAUGGACCAACCACAAACUCUAUUCGUUCCCCAGCAGGAUCGAGUGCGCCGCGUACCACGACGGGGUCUUCUAG